AUGAAGACUGUCAUCGCGGUCCUGGCGGGAGUGGCUGCUCUGGCAACCGCUCAGACAGCUACUACGUCUGAGCCUGCUGUCGCUGACAUUCGUGCGGCUGCAGCAACUACCAAGCCGGAGGUUACUGUCUCCGAUGUCAAGGGUUUGGCUUUUGAUCGUUUCUAUCAAGUCUGGCUGGAGAACACUGAUUACAGUGAUGUUGCUGCCGAUUCUGACAUGCAAUGGCUUGCUUCUCAGGGUAUCUUGCUGACCAACUUCUAUGCUGUCACCCAUCCUUCUGAGCCCAACUACUGCGCUGCCGCUGGUGGUGACACGUUUGGAAUGGAUAACGACGACUUCAAGCAGAUCCCUCUGAACGUUUCCACCAUUGCUGAUCUUCUUGACACCAAGAGCAUCUCGUGGGCUGAAUACCAGGAGCACAUUCCCUAUGCUGGUUUCCAGGGCUUCAACUACUCCAACCAGGCAAAUUACAAACCUGAUUACGUCCGCAAGCACAACCCGAUGGUGCUUUAUGACUCCGUUGUGGCCAACGACAGUCGUACACGUUCUAUCAAGAGCUUUGAUGACUUUGAAAAUGAUCUUCGGGACAAGAAGCUUCCUCAGUGGGCGUUCAUUACUCCUAACAUGACCAACGAUGCCCAUGACACCAACAUCACUUUCGCUGCCAAGUGGGAGCGUCCUUGGGUGACCAAAUUGCUCCAGAACGAGUACUUCUACAACAACACCCUCCUCCUUCUGACCUUCGAUGAAGACGACACUUACACGAACGACAACCGUGUCUUCAGCGUUCUUGUUGGUGGUGCCAUUCCUGAGCACCUCAAGGGUACCAAGGACAAUACCUUCUACACUCACUACUCUAGCAUUGCCAGUAUCUCUGCUAACUGGGGUCUUCCUUCCCUGGGCCGCUGGGAUUGCGGUGCCAAUCUCUUCGAGAUUGUCGCCAACAAGACUGGUUACGUCAACUACGAGGUCGACAAGACCCAUCUCACUCUUAACCAGACUUACCCUGGUCCCAUGUCAGAUGGGGACACGUCCGUUGGCAAUACCUCCACAUUUGUUGCUGAGUGGCCGGUUCCCAUUACCGAUAGCAAUGAAAAGUGCUCCGCCGGUCACGGUAUCCUGGAUUCCGUCAAGAAAGCCUAUGGACACCUGAACGCGUCCUACGAUACCAAGCCGUACCCCUGGAGCGCCAAGUAUCACUACAACGACAAGGUCACUGCCAAGCGCGCAAACGAUACCACGGCCAAGACCAACGCCACAACGGUGGACUCUACUACUGAGAAAAGCACUGGCUUCAUUGCCACGGCUCCCAUCUCGACUGUCAUGGUCGGAGUCCUGCUGGCCAUCGCUGCCUACUCCUUCUGA
Penicillium vulpinum is the source of this 1365-nucleotide messenger RNA. RefSeq names its product acid phosphatase PHOa. The record is from RefSeq and is a predicted model, not a curated record. The coding region runs from base 1 to 1365 and encodes 454 amino acids. NCBI's taxonomy places the organism in Eukaryota, Fungi, Ascomycota, Eurotiomycetes, Eurotiales, Aspergillaceae. Gene Ontology annotation, biological process: phospholipid catabolic process. The transcript has 3 exons. Gene Ontology annotation, molecular function: hydrolase activity, acting on ester bonds.